AUGCAACUCAAACGAGCCGCGCGCGUCAUUCUUGUUGGCGCGCCGGGCGUCGGAAAGGGCACCCAGAGCGAGCGCCUGCUCAAGCGCUUCCCCCAGCUCCAGUCCGUCAGCACCGGCGACCUCUUGCGCAGCAAUGUCAAGAACCGGACGCCUCUGGGCAUCAUGGCCGAGAACAAGAUCAAGACGGGCGGCCUCGUCGCCGACGACCUUAUGCUGCGCCUCAUCUCCAGCGAACUCCGCAGCCGCGGCUGGCUCCGAGCCCAAGGCCCCCCGGACCUCAUGACUCUCUCCUCCGAGGCGACGACGGCCUCCGAGAGUCCCUCCUCCUUCUCCGUCAUGGACACCGGCCGCCUCCAGCCCCAGCAGCCGUGGAUCUCGGCCGAACCCCCUCCGCCCUCGCCGCCCCAAGCCUCCGACGACCCCUCGGCCUCGUUCAUCCUCGACGGCUAUCCGCGCAACGCCGCCCAGGCCACGACGCUUGACGCCAUCGUCCCCAUCAACCUGGCCGUUUCCAUCAAGACGCCCUUUUCCGUCAUCCUCGACCGCAUUGCCGGCCGCUGGGUCCACGAGCCCUCGGGCCGCGUCUACAACACCUCCUUCAACGCGCCCCGCGUCCCCGGUCGCGACGACGUCACCGGCGACCCCCUCGUUCAGCGGCCCGACGACUCGGAGCACAUCUACCGCGCCCGCUUCCGCAACUUCAUGCAGGCCAGCGAGCCCCUCCUCGAGCACUACGCCAAAAAGGGCGUUCUGCUUGAGGUCGAAGGCCUCAGCAGCGACGAAAUCAGCCCCAAGCUCUACGACGAGUUCGCCAGGCGCUUCGUUGGCUGA
This is a messenger RNA of Hirsutella rhossiliensis, 831 nucleotides long. Its product is annotated as adenylate kinase domain-containing protein. Gene Ontology annotation, biological process: nucleobase-containing compound metabolic process. Gene Ontology annotation, molecular function: AMP kinase activity; ATP binding. Gene Ontology annotation, cellular component: cytoplasm; mitochondrion. Bases 1 to 831 code for a protein of 276 amino acids. NCBI's taxonomy places the organism in Eukaryota, Fungi, Ascomycota, Sordariomycetes, Hypocreales, Ophiocordycipitaceae. The record is from RefSeq and is a predicted model, not a curated record. The transcript is spliced from 2 exons.